This is a messenger RNA of Eruca vesicaria subsp. sativa (arugula), 255 nucleotides long. Lineage: Eukaryota; Viridiplantae; Streptophyta; Magnoliopsida; Brassicales; Brassicaceae. The record is from the annotation of a GenBank genome assembly.
AUGGGAAAAGCAUUGGCUCCACUGAAAGAGGAAGGUGUUCUCAUCAUCAGCUCUGGAAGUGCUACUCAUAACCCGAGGAAGCGUGGCACUAACAAAGCUCCAAACCCAAGAAUGGCGCAUCCAUGGCCUGAGCAUUUGUACCCAUUACACAUUGCAAUGGGAGCAGCAAAUGAUGAUGUAAAGGUAGAGCAAAUUCACACAAGUUGGACAAGUACUUUGUCUUAUUCUUCUUAUAGAUUCACUUCUUCCCUUUGA